AUCGGGACUUACAAGUGUCACGCGAUUGGUUGUCCACACGUGCUGUUUAUUAGCUCAGUGUGUCCACUUAUCCGCGCCAAAACGAUGAUGUCUUUUGGAAGUAAAAGAAAACAAUUAUAGCCACGUAAAUUGAAAAUCAUCAAGUACACCUCAAUUCGGUUUUGUCAAUAUGGCGACCAUUUUCAAACGAAGUGGCGCAGCCGUUAUAGCAGCAGUUUUGGCUUUUAUAGCGUUUGUGAUGAUCGUAGCUGCGUUGCUUUCUGAAUACUGGGUUAUGGCGAACCUCGAACGUCGCGUCGGCAAUUCGACACAGACAGGAGGAUCGAAACAUUUUGGAAUGUUUAAAGGGGUAAGCAAGCAGGAUUUUGGACUAGGCGCUAGAGAAAGAGGCUUCGAAGGUAAAACUUAUCUUUUUUAAAAAAUCAAUAUUUUUAAAUCGAAAGAUGUUAAUAACCAUAUAGAAGUUGUAUCGCUUUAAAUCUUUAAUGGUACAGCUCAAACUACAGAACAAAUCACAUCAAAAUAUCUAUGUAGCAUUUUGAUCGGUCUAAAAAUGAUUCUGUAAAUUUUUUUUUAUGCACUGACAGAAAAAGUGAUAAAAUUAGCAUUUAUGGUCGAAAGCUCACAGAAUCCUUAUUCAAGAAAAAAUACCUGCUGACAUUGUAACUACGGGCGAGGUAUUAAAUUUCGUUGCUAAGUAAAUUUUCCCAAAGCACUUAAACUACCAAGCGUUUGUAUCUCCGAAAAUUUACAUCUUUUCGUGGAAGAACCUGAGUGUGUGUAUAAAGCAUGAAAUAGUGGCUUUCAACACUAAAAUGUUUUGCUCAAAAAAAAUGUGUGUUUCGUCAAGGUCUUGAGACAAUAUAUGUAAGUUAAAUUAUCCACUACCAUUAUACUGUUAAAAAAAAUAAGACGAAAAAGAUGAGGCAAGCUCAAUAAAAAAUUAAAAAAUUGGUUCCCAAAUCAAAGAAUGUAUUGUCGAUGCAAAUGAGGGUCUGUUUUGUUUGUCUCAAAGGGAGAUCAAGGGAGUCAGGUUUUGAAGAUAAUUUUGACUACUAAGUAUGAGGACUAUCAGCCACCUGCCUUAACAAACCGAUUCUCAAAAUAACUGAAGGUUUUUACAAACAUCUCCUGACAGGUUGUGCAAUACCUGGGAAAAAAAAUUUCCAGGCCUUUUUUACAAUCAGUGUAUUCAGUCUCCAGAUAAUUUUCAUUUGUCAUAGCCUCAAGUAUUACCUUUGUCAACAUUUGUCACUUUGUAGAAUCAGAGACAAAAUAAUGGAUAUAUUCUCUCUUGUAAUUGUAAAGUUAAAUAAACCAUUCAAGCCUGCACCUGCAAGGCUACUGGAAAAUUUCAAGAUGGAAAAGUGGUAUUGAAAGCCAAACAUGUGGAUAUAUAUUUGGAUUAAAAUGAGGUUGAAGGUGCAAAUUAAAGUACAGAAUGUGUAUGAUGUGGUGUGAAGAUUAUAUUGAGUGUUUCCUUAAAGAUUCAGGGCAUAGCUAAGAGUAUUCCUGGCUGUAAAAAAUCCCUAUUUUGUCAGGAAAAAGUGAAAAGUUUAAGUAUUCUCAUUACCUGUUUGCUGGAUUAUUAACAAUUAUUCCAUGAGUGCAUAUUGGAUAUGAAAUGGUGGUAACCAACAAGGCACAUUGGAUAUGAGUUGGCCUAACCAAUCUUGCAUCCAACAAGUGCAAAUAGGAUUUAAUUGUUUUAUCAAGUUUCAUUAAAUCCUGAGCAUUUAGAUAUUUGGAGCUUUUCUUCAGCCUCAUAACAAUUGGCACAAUGCAUUUCCAUACAAUGUGACUUGCAAUAUGAGCUGAUAACCAGAGUUGAAUGUACCAAUCAGAACACUAGAAAUAUUAAUUAUUUAGGGAGUGAAAGGGUUAAUUUUAAGUUUUGGAUUAGUUAUUUGUCAAUAUAUGCUUUUAUGCUUGGCCACAAAACAACAAUAUGGCCCUCUUAUUUCUUGUUUCAGUCAAAGAUGAAUUUGAAGGUGUGGCUAAUGAUAAUGUAAUGUGGGCAACAGUGGGCUUCUGUAUUCUCAGUUUACUUGUCAUCUGCAUCAUGAUUGGACUUUCCUGUUAUAAUGAGUUUACCAAGCCAGACCUAACUAUCUGUGGUACUAUUGGGAUAUACAUUUGUUGUGGAGUUGCAUGUAAGUAUUUCUUAAUUGGAGCUUUUUUCAACUAAGUAUCAUCAAAUCCAAAGUAAUUGUCGUUGUCAGUCAGAAAAAAAGGCAAAUACACAUCAGGCUGUGGGUGAUAAGUUGUGGUAAUUUUUAUUUUAAACUUGCAUCUGAUUGACUACACAAUGUAUAUUUUUUAUCACAAUUAAUUUGUUGAAGAAAAAUAACAUGUACAUGUACAUACUGAUAUACUUUAUAUAAAGGCAUCAAGCUUGGCUUGUUUGUCAUAAUUAUUUAUGUAAUGACCGAUUCAAAGAAAACAUAUGAGAAUUUUCCAAACUAUUGAAAAGUGUACCAAAUAAAGUGCACCAUGGAAGCACAAGGUUGGGUUAGAAAAAGAUCUUGUUGUGAAUACAAUAAACUGAAAAAAUGGCAUAAACUGCUCCUGGUUUAUUGUCAGUUGUGAUGUUGAGAAAGGAUUUUAUUCUGCAUAAGGCAAGAACUUACUAAAUAUCAUUCCUACCCAAAAAUCAUGAAAUAAUGUACUCAAAUUUAUGCAAAAUUCUUUUUGACAUAAGUACUGACUUGAGUAUGUUUCUUCCUUAUCUCAGUUCUCUUUGUCAUGACAUCUGCCUGCCUGUUUGCUGCAUUAUUUGAACUUCAACUGAAGAAAAAUGUCCUACAGCCCCAAGAUCAAAGCCGUGGGUUCUCUUCCUUUGACAAAGCUCAGCUGGGAUAUUCUUUCUGGAUUUUAUUAGGUGCUGCUGGUGUUAUACUUAUUUGUCCAACAAUUAUUUUGAUGAAAAAGGUUCACUGCACGCAUUGCUUCAGAGCAAAAAAGCAUGAGAUAAGCACUGUAGAUGGAGUUAUGCUGUAUUAGUUUUUCACUCACAAUAAGUUAAACUUAAAAUAUUUAUAGCUAAGGCCAAUGAAAAAACUAUUUCAGAUUUUGUGCAGUUUCUUUUUAACCCUGUGCCAAACUUACAGAGAUACUAAAAAUUUUCCCAACCACAACAAAUCUAAAUACAUUUCCAUACUAGUGUGCAUACAGCUACAGAUGAAGAUGAAGACUGCAGAGAUUCAAUUUUAUCACUUAUUUUAAGUUUAUUUAUCACAUAAGAGUUUUAUAUAAUUUGUAAUUAAUAACAAGGUUUAUGGCCAGACAGGUUAAUUGAACCCUCUUUAACUUACAGCUGUAUAAUGAUACACAAUGUAUAGUCAAUAUGUAAAUUGGAUGUAAAAUAUAUUUUCCAUUUCAUGGGAUUUAUGGUUUACUAACGGAGAGUAUUCAGCAAAUCAGCAGAUUAUGUUGAAUGAUUUGACAAUCAAC
Pocillopora meandrina is the source of this 3453-nucleotide messenger RNA. NCBI's taxonomy places the organism in Eukaryota, Metazoa, Cnidaria, Anthozoa, Scleractinia, Pocilloporidae. The record is from the annotation of a GenBank genome assembly.